AUGAACGUCGAAUAUGCGUCUCGAGACACCGACGACGUUGCGUUCACCCGCGCGCUUGAGCGAGACGUGAGUCGACGCGCGGUGGAAGUUGCGAAGAAGCGUGCCGCGGGACAGCGCUGCAACUAUGAUGCCUUUCAUCAGCUCGUUUUGGGCGCCGAACUUCGAGCGAUGAAACCGCUGAACGCGACGAUCGAAAAUCGUAAAGGAGUUCGCGUCCGUCGACGAUCGAUCGACGUGACGUCGACCACACGAGCGCACUGCGGAGAGGUCAACUGGGCGUUGACCAUGUCAACGCCUCGCAACGCCGACGAAUUCGCGCGCGUCUGGCGACGUGACUGCGGUGAUGACGACGGGAGGAAGACUGAACUCUUGUUCAAUAUCCCACUGGACGUGUUCGAGGUCAUAUUUAAGGCUGAAAUUGGAUUGGACUUGUUGCGUGAUUUUGUGCGUCUGAUUCGCGCGCGCGUAGAGAUCGAUAGCGCCGCGAUCGAGCGCGCCGCGGGAAUACUUCUUGCCUUGACACGAUGUGGGCGUUUUCGCUCGCACCUGCGCCUCGCCGGUACAAACACGUCUCGCGCCGCGACAGAGACGCUCACGCGCGCGUCAGAGUUGGACGCUGCGCAUGCCUGCCUCGAGGCAUGGAGUCUGUAG
This is a messenger RNA of Ostreococcus tauri, 651 nucleotides long. Its product is annotated as RNA-polymerase II-associated protein 3-like,C-terminal domain. The transcript is spliced from 2 exons. The record is from RefSeq and is a predicted model, not a curated record. Lineage: Eukaryota; Viridiplantae; Chlorophyta; Mamiellophyceae; Mamiellales; Bathycoccaceae. Gene Ontology annotation, cellular component: outer dynein arm. Bases 1 to 651 code for a protein of 216 amino acids. Gene Ontology annotation, biological process: determination of left/right symmetry; inner dynein arm assembly; epithelial cilium movement involved in extracellular fluid movement.